AUGGGGGUGGAUGCUGGACAGAAAGCAGCCAGCCUGUGGGGCGUGACUGUCCACCCAGGAACAAAGGUGGAAGCCCAACCUGCCUCUCUGGCAGCUGGCAAAGCAAUAGGCGGGUGCCUCGGCUCAGGCCAGGACGGGCAGUGCGCUGGGGCCGUGCCGGUGCGGAGGCGCAUCGACUGCCACCCGCAGCCGGGCGCUUCCCAGGAGGCCUGCGAGGCACGGGGCUGCACCUGGUGCGCCACCGACGUGGCCAAUGCUCCCUGGUGCUUCUUCCCUGAGGACAGUCCCUACGGCUACUCCCUGGCCGGGAGCACGGAGCAGACAGCCAAAGGCUGGAGGGUAACGCUGAACAAGCGCCAGGCCCUGUCCCUCUUCGGAAAUGACAUUUCCCCAGUCGUCUUGGAAGUGGAGUUCCAGACAAGGGACAGACUCCGGUUCAGGCUCUAUGACCCCAACAGACAGCGGUUUGAAGUCCCACUCAAGAUCGACUCCCCUGGGGUCACCGCUGAUGAGGCCAGCUACGAUGUGGAGUUUGCGGAUGACUCCUCGCACCUCAGGAUCAAGAGGAAAAGCACCGGCACUGUGCUGUGGGACAGUCCUCUGAUUGAUCUGUUUUUCUCCAACCAGUAUCUUCAGAUCACAACUACUGUGCCAUCAACUUCACUGUAUGGGUUUGGUGAACAUGAGCACAAGUCCUUCAAACACAGCAUGGACUUCGUUACCUAUGGCAUAUUCAGCAGGGAUCAGGCACCAACGCCAUUUGCCAACCUCUAUGGAGUUCACCCUUUCUAUAUGUGUGUAGAAGCUGACUCCAACGCACACGGUGUUCUCCUUCUGAACGCCAAUGCACAAGAUGUUUCUCUGAGUCCAAACCCAUCUUUAACUUUCCGUACUAUUGGAGGGAUCCUUGACUUCUAUGUCUUCCUUGGACCGACUCCCGAAAAUGUAAUUCAGCAAUACACAGAGGCCAUUGGACGCCCACACAUGCCUGCCUACUGGUCUCUGGGAUUUCAUCUCUCUCGAUGGGGAUAUGGCAGCCUUGAUGUGUUGAAGAAAACUGUCGAUCGCAUGCGCUACUAUGAUAUCCCAUAUGAUGUCCAACAUUUUGAUAUUGACUACAUGGAACGUCGCCUGGACUUCACCUAUGAUAAAGUGAAUUAUGCAGGUCUGCCAGAGUACCUCCAACAGCUGAAGAAGGAAGGAAUGCACAAUGUCGUGAUUCUGGACCCUUUCAUAGCUAAAGAUGAAGAACCGGGCACUUAUAGGCCUUAUGAUCUUGGACAGGAAAUGGGAGUCUGGGUGAACAACUCCGAUGGUGUAACUCCUGCUGUUGGAAAGGCCUGGCCCCCCGGAGAAUCAGUGUUUCCUGACUACACCAGCCCCAGGACAGUUGAGUGGUGGACCCAGAUGUGUCUGGAGUUAAAGGAUGUCCUUGACUACGACGGGAUCUGGAUUGAUAUGAAUGAACCAUCCAAUUUCUUAAGAGGCCAGUAUCCUGGAUGUGCUGUUAAUGAUAUCAAUAACCCUCCUUACAUCCCUA
This is a messenger RNA of Leptosomus discolor (cuckoo roller), 1540 nucleotides long. NCBI's taxonomy places the organism in Eukaryota, Metazoa, Chordata, Aves, Leptosomiformes, Leptosomidae. The record is from RefSeq and is a predicted model, not a curated record.